AUGAUGAUGAAAUCGACUGGUGAAAUAGCUGUUUUAGCACUCUUACUGCUCCUAGCAAUUUAUUACUUAUUGAUAUCCGAUGCCAAUAUAUUGGGUUUAAACCGUUAUUAUAAUACACAUUUGCCCAGUAAAGAUCCACGCUUUGAUCCAUUAAAGCACUGUACAACCCCAUUCGGUACCUUUCUAGGGGUUGCACAUGGUAUUCCAGCGUAUAGUAAUUGUCAUCGUAGUUUUAGAUCUAAUCGACUUAUACUCACACGUUUUGGAUCUCCAGAUGUGUUUUUAGAGCAUAGUAGUGAUCAGGAAGGGAGCUUUAUAUCCGGAUCACCGUGGGCCGCAACGGAGUAUGUCGCUCGAUUUCUCUUUCACACAAAAGGAAUCACUAUUCAUGAUCCCGGCACCACACAAGAGAUCUGGAGUAUAAGGUACUUUUACAAUCCUCUCUCCACAAAGCAUAGUGAUAAUUUACGGAAGUAUGAACCAAUACAACUUGAGAACUUUAUGGAGGUGAAAACAGCAAAAGAACGAAAACGUCUGGCCCCAAAGUUUGCAGAUGUUGUGGUGUGGGCCUCGCAUCCAGAGCGUGAACUUGACGAUGGACACGCCGCUGUUGUGGUUCAUGUGGAAGAUGAUGUGGAGGCCGCAGGCGGAGAGGCACAACUGCGUGAAAUGCAGAAGGAACACACACAGCCACAGUUGGUGUACAUUGCGGAACAGAACUUUGAUAAUAAAGACUGGGAAGGAAAGAAUUACUCUCGUGUACUGCGGUUCUCGUGGAAGAAUGGAAAGGAGAUGUUGUUGGAGGAUUCGGAUGAUUAUAAUAUCAUUGGGAGAGUGCGACCUGGUAAUCUGAAACGUGAUGAUAUGGAUGAGGGUGAUCUUUAA
Trypanosoma theileri is the source of this 885-nucleotide messenger RNA. RefSeq names its product D-alanyl-glycyl endopeptidase-like protein. The transcript has a single exon. Gene Ontology annotation, molecular function: ligase activity. Gene Ontology annotation, cellular component: cytoplasm. The coding region runs from base 1 to 885 and encodes 294 amino acids. NCBI's taxonomy places the organism in Eukaryota, Euglenozoa, Kinetoplastea, Trypanosomatida, Trypanosomatidae. The record is from RefSeq and is a predicted model, not a curated record.